GAUCCCAGAUCUGGGUUUGAGAAAUCUGUCUCAACUUGGAGACGUCAAUUUUUGAGUCAAUCACACAAUAGUGUAAUCGAUUGUCAAAAUUGAAAUUAUUGUAACCGCUUGAAGAGAAUCGUAGCGAUGACAAAAUGCGGUGGCUAUGAGCUGCCUGGCUCAAUUGUCGAGAUUGGAUCUGGCUGCCGUAGCUAUCGCCUCCAAGGAACACCGGAAUCUGGUAGCGUCCCAUGCUCUCGGACACUUGAGAUGGCGGAUGGGUUGCACGGAGCCAUCUCUGUACGUAUAUUUGCACAUGUUUCCAGAUCCAAGCCCGCAGUGGUUCAUCCUCCACCCCGUGCAACGUCGGCUGAAACGGGUCUUUUCGAGAUUAUGCCCCUCAACAUCCAGUGGAGUGUGGUGACAGACAAGAAGGAGGUUUACGUGGUGGAUGAGGAUGGUGACAACUUGUCCCUUUCACCAGGUAAAUGUGUGUUUGUGGCAACCGGGAAAACAGAUUCUGAGCCACAGUACAGAACCGAUUGGUGUUGCUUUGGGUCGUCAUUCUUUUUCUGCGGUGAUACCCGCGGGAGGAUACUUUGGUGUUUGCCAGAUGAGUUGGAUUGGAAGCAAGUCAAGGGUUUAGAAGAGCUCUCUGGUUAUGAUAUCUGCAAACUCUGCUGCAACUCUGCUUGGAGGAUUUUCAUCUUCUGGAAAGCGCCGCUGACUUUGGAGCUUUGUGUCGUCUAGUUCAUCUUCUUGUCGAUUAAUAUUUUUAAAGUCUAUCUAUGCUUUCAAUUCUGUUUCUGGGUAUUUAGAAUGAUGAAUGCCUCUGUUCCUCUAUUUAUUCAACCAAACACACUUCAUGAGCUACAACAAAUUUAGAUUUGAGGA
Messenger RNA from Arabidopsis arenosa, 873 nucleotides. The record is from the annotation of a GenBank genome assembly. NCBI's taxonomy places the organism in Eukaryota, Viridiplantae, Streptophyta, Magnoliopsida, Brassicales, Brassicaceae.